Ruditapes philippinarum (Manila clam) is the source of this 1390-nucleotide messenger RNA. RefSeq lists its product as uncharacterized. Gene Ontology annotation, cellular component: plasma membrane. The transcript is spliced from 8 exons. Lineage: Eukaryota; Metazoa; Mollusca; Bivalvia; Venerida; Veneridae. Bases 62 to 1390 code for a protein of 442 amino acids. Gene Ontology annotation, molecular function: urea transmembrane transporter activity. Gene Ontology annotation, biological process: urea transmembrane transport. The record is from RefSeq and is a predicted model, not a curated record.
UAGAAAUAAUUUUAAAAAAUCAAAAUAUUGUUUAUGUUUCUAAUUAAUCACCGGAGUAAGAAUGUCUGCAGGAACAACAUGUCCAGUGGAUUUAUCACCAGGAACGGAGUCAACAAGAUUUAACCCUGUGAUAGAAAAGUAUGAACUCGCACUGCUGAUGUUACUUGGGUUUGCAGGCUUCUCUGCUCUUAUAGGAAUUGCGUACAACAGCAUCCGACGUUAUGUGUUCAAAGAUUUUCACAGUCUUGAUGUUAUUUUUGACGCCGGUGGGCGUGUGAGCUUGAGCCUCACUGCGGUGACCGUGACGUCACAGCUUUUAUGGCCUGCGGAUUUUCUACAAAGUCCCACAAUGGCAAGCAAGGUUGGCAUAUCAGGGUCGUUGUAUUACACGUUAGCAAUUGUACUGUCAGUGCUUGUUUUUGCCGUGCUCUGUAUACAGCUAAAAACCCGUGCUCCAGGCGCCAAAACAUUUCCGCAAAUCGCAUACGCCCGUUUUGGUAAAAACACACAUAUUUUGUUUUGUGUUGUUGCUCUCUUUACAAAUAUGGUAAUCGUUGCUAAUCUUAUUCUGGCAGGUAAAGCUGCCAUUGAAGUACUCAGCAAGGAUUCUUCGAACGAGUUUACUCUAAUGAUUCUGGCCGUGCUAUUCGGUUCAUACUGCAUGAUUGGAGGUCUUGGAACUACUUUUUACAUUUCCUAUUUCAACACCGCAUUGAUCUUUAUUACAACGUCACUUUUCAUCCUGAAAUUCACAUACUUGGUUGAACCGGAGGUAGAAGAAGUGACAUCACAUAAAGCUCUUCAUACUGCAAUGUCAUGCUUAAAAGGGCCUGAUGGGAAUUACGAGAAUUCCUUCCUUACUUUUCGAAGCGAAUCCGGAAUAAUUUACGGCAUCGUGACAUUAUUCAUGACCAUCGCAAUUGUUUUCUGUGACCAAGCCAACUGGCAGAGCCGUAUUGCAGCGAAACCUCGUGAAGGAAUGUUAGGGUUCCUGAUAGCAGCGUUUCUAUGGUACGCCAUUCCGACGUCAAUUUCAUUCGUGUCAUCGAUGACGUAUAAGACCAUGAGUUUCAAGAAUGGAACAAACCUUCUGACUGAUGAAGAAAUUGACGAAGGUUAUAUUACACCUUUUGUCGUACAAUCGUUGCUAGGCAAGGAAGGGUGCUUUGUUCUGCUCACUUUAAUGACUAUGACGUUAAUGUCGACUGGUUCUGGUGAAGUAAUGUCAGUGUCGUCUGUUUUAGUCUACGAUAUCAUUAAAACACACAUAGAUCCAUUCAGGCCUGGUGCUCAGCCAACAGACUGUGUUCUUUGUGGUAAAUCAAAGAUACCUAUUGCGAUGGAUGAUGUACCGAGAGACCCUUUCCCAUUGGCCAUCGUGGUGAUUUAG